CUGUCUAAUAUUUGCAACGAAUUAAUUAAUUAGUACAUUUGAAAGUUCAUAACAAACUGUAAAUGCAUAACAAACUGUAACUGCACUGUGGGUAACGGUAUAGUGUCGCCAUCUAGUCGCCUCAGUGCAAAGUUGUGAGAUUCAUAUCACAAGUGUACGGUAAAAAAUAAUAUCAGUAAAGGGACUUGUAUCGAUCGUGCUGAUGAAAGUAGGAAUCCACCAUCGAAGCAGCUUACGGAUUCCCAACAGUGGUGCAAAAUGGUCAGUAACCUUCAUCGAUUCUAAACAGUUUUGAACAAAAAUAUUCAAGAAAUAGAAUAUUGGGCUUGUACGUCGACAUCAAACUGCAAUACUCGUGUGUACUGGUCGAGAAAGUAAACUUAACGAAAAAGUGCAUUGACUUGGAGGACGCAGCGUUGCAGUAGAUAAACAGCUACGUCGAAGGAAGGAUAAUUUCCGAUUUUCUUCGUUGGUCAGGAUCGUACAAUAAAGUGGCCUAAUGUCUGUAUGGUCGACAAGCACUGGUCGGAAUUCAGUGUUUGGUGUGGAGGGCGUACAACCUCCCUCCUCACACUUGGGAGGACAGACCUAUUCUCUGCACAAUAACAACGGGCACUGCUUUCACAAGCGGCUCCAUAAUUGUCAGUCAAAGAUGUCACAGUCCGGAGACGGUCUACAUACGCCGGGCUAUUUAUCGUGGAGAAAACUGCAGCUCAGCCGAGCUAAACUCAAAGCCUCCAGCAAGACGUCGGCGUUGCUCUCUGGUUUUGCCAUGGUCGCCAUGGUUGAGGUACAGUUGAAUAGCGAUACGCAGGUACCUGAUGGGAUGCUGAUAGCUUUUGCGAUUUGUACAACACUUCUAGUAGCAGUUCACAUGCUGGCCUUGAUGAUAUCUACCUGCAUUCUACCAAACAUAGAAGCUGUGUGCAAUUUGCAUAGUAUUAGCCUUGUACACGAAUCUCCACAUGAACGUCUUCAUUGGUACAUAGAAGUUGCGUGGGCCUUUUCGACGCUUCUUGGUCUUAUUCUCUUCCUUUUGGAAAUUGCGAUCCUGUGCUGGGUUAAAUUCUACGACUUCUCCGAAGUGGCUGCUUGGUCGGCUUGUAUAGUCCUGAUACCAGUUCUCAUUAUCUUCCUAGCCUUUGCGAUCCACUUUUACCGAAGUCUAGUGGCGCACAAAUACGAAGUUACCAUUUCGGGUAUCAGGGAACUUGAGCUUCUCAAGGAACAAAUUGAAUCAACUGAUGUUGAGGGUAGAAAUGGUGUCAAUCUUCUUCAAGGUAGUACCCAUAUCGUCUGAACCGUCUUCCUGUGGAUCAGGGUGAAGAAUGUUCAGUAUAGGAUAUACGUGGAGUUUCUCAUGUAUCUGUUUAUCUGCUUUUGAUACCUUGUAUCCUUCUAGAAGGUAGGCAGUAUACGAUUUUAUAUAACGUCGUGCGAUGUGAUCGUAUUAGGGAAAUUUAAUGCAACAGCUCUUAAGGAGUAACUGAUCGGGACAAAUAACCAGUGCUAAUAUGAUACAGAGGAUUAUUCAAGCGAUUGACAUCUUCUUUGGAUCAGUUGUUAGAUGAGAAGUCAUCGAUGACUGAACAGAAGAGGUACGGAGAUAAAUAUUGGUUUGUCUAGAGUAUAACUUUUUGGUCCGAAAAAUAUCUUUUUUUUUUUGGCAUUAUGCUUGAGUCCACUCUUGGAUAUAUUUCGGACUGUAACUUGGUAAAGUCGAAUAGUCUGGAAUUGGUUUUCUUCCUGUACAGUUCUGUCUAAUUCUAAGUUAUUUUGUAACGGACUGAGACUGUCUUCCUUCAUGAUAAUGUACUAUUCCUUUAUCAUGUACUAAAUAGACAUGGACUUACUUUCCUAUUGCAUGCUAUAGAGUUGGAUCAGUCUACUCGCAGAUCAAGUAACUACAAAAGUGGAAGACGGUAAAAUCACCUUGACGCCAUUGUAAAUACGAAUCUGAAACAUUCCCUUUCAUGCAUAGUGACUUAAAAUAAUGGCAGUGAUACGCUUCCGACAAGUAAAGUUCGGUCGACUCGCUCAAUACGAAUGGAUGAUAUAUAAAAAUUUAUUGUAACCAGUAAGAUUUAUAUUGAAGAAUCUUAAAUCUUAACUUAUAUCUUAUAUGAAAUAUCAUAACGUUCAACGAAACAUAAUCUAAACAAUUCACAAGGCUGAAAGAGUCUCGUCCAUUUGAUUCAGGAUUAAUAAAAAAUUCUAAAGCGUGUUUGCUAUUAUGAAUUGUUCUUUGUCUAUAGUUAUAUAUGUAUACAUAUAUACAUAUAUUAUAAAAUGCGUCCACGAUUUCACAGCUGAAUCAUUGGAAAUUUCUAUUUGAAUGGCAUUUUGAACUACAGCUGUUCGAGUUGAAAGGCUGAUUAAUCAAUGUUUGCGCUCUAAUCCUUAAUUGGGAAAUAUCUAUUUGGUGAUUCAGUUAGCUAUUAUCUCUGACACGUGUAGACCGACUAUCUGAAUUUAAUGUCGCUUCUAUUCACUGGUUGCGACGAUUUGUUCAUUAGCUUUUGAACUAAUGAGAUUUUUAAACCAUUCAUAAGCGCCAAUGCGGCAAAACGUAGCAAUAUUUUAAUAUGUGACAUCUAUACUUAAUAUUAUAUACAGACAUUAGUAUCUAUUAUGUUAUAGAUAUGAUUAUGUUGAAUAAACAGAAACGUAUUUGUUUAGAAAAAUGACAAGUACACUUCUACCAUGAGACAGAAUACAUAUAAAUAUAAAAAUUUUCUAUUCCCAUAUGAUACUAUAAACAUUUUCAAAAAGAACAGAUACCAAAUAUAUAGACUCAGCCUUCAGUCUCAAAAUGAAUGAUUUGUCAUAAAAAUUAAAUUAUUAAUUACCAAUAAAGGUAUACCAUGCUU
Cephus cinctus (wheat stem sawfly) is the source of this 2870-nucleotide messenger RNA. It is a transcript of the gene Orai, whose product is annotated as calcium release-activated calcium channel protein 1. The transcript has 5 exons. The record is from RefSeq and is a predicted model, not a curated record. Bases 500 to 1300 code for a protein of 266 amino acids. Gene Ontology annotation, biological process: store-operated calcium entry. Gene Ontology annotation, cellular component: membrane. Gene Ontology annotation, molecular function: store-operated calcium channel activity. Lineage: Eukaryota; Metazoa; Arthropoda; Insecta; Hymenoptera; Cephidae.